Molecule: messenger RNA, 3226 nt
Organism: Cololabis saira (Pacific saury)
Lineage: Eukaryota; Metazoa; Chordata; Actinopteri; Beloniformes; Belonidae
Product: lysophosphatidic acid receptor 6-like
Exons: 1
Coding region: 434-1489 (351 amino acids)
Biological process (GO): positive regulation of Rho protein signal transduction; phospholipase C-activating G protein-coupled receptor signaling pathway
Cellular component (GO): membrane
Molecular function (GO): lysophosphatidic acid receptor activity
Source: RefSeq, a predicted model, not a curated record
CCUCCCCCAUCUCAGCGAUCCAGUCACUCCUCUGUGACUUCGUCUCCGGCAGGCAGGCAGCUGAGAGGUGUCUGCUGCACGUUCCCCUCAGGGCUGCUGCAGGAACACGCUGAAGAACAGGGGAGGGGACGGUCCGCACAGCUUUCUACCGAGUUGAGGACAAACACGCAGCCGAAAGACUCUGCUCCAACUACUCCACUUAAAUGAGGAUGACUGGACAUGCUGGGCAGCUUUCACUGAAGGAAAGUUCACCUAAAGGACUUUGGAUGCCAAUAAAAGGUAUAUUGUGGAGGCCUUCUACACUUCUCUUUUGUGGAUUUCGUUAUAAAGCAAACCAACUGGGCUUUCAACAUUUGUUGUGAUGACUGAACCGACGAGCUGAAGGCGAGAGACUUUCACCGUUUCCCAGCAGAUGUUUUAAUCCGAUCUAAAGAUGGACAAAUCAAAUAACUCGUGUGAUAAAAGUGAUGACUUCAAGUACCCUCUGUACAGCGCCGUUUUCAGCCUGGUGUUUGUUGUUGGACUUUUAUUCAACGUGGUGGCAGUUUAUAUUUUCGGCUGCACGCUGAAGCUGAGGAACGAGACCACGACAUACAUGAUAAACCUCGUCGCCUCAGACCUGCUCUUCGUCUGUAGUCUGCCUUUUCGGAUCGUGUACUUCAUUAAGCGCGACUGGAUGUUUGGGAGCGUGCUCUGCAAGAUCUCCGUGGCCCUCUUCUACACCAACAUGUACGGCAGCAUUCUCUUCCUCACCUGCAUCAGCGUCGACCGCUUUCUGGCCAUCGUGCAUCCGUUCCGCUCCCAGAUCAUCCGGACAAAGAGGAAUGCAAAGCUAGCCUGCCUGACGGUGUGGGUGAUGAUCCUCUCUGGAAGUAUACCCACAGGAUUCCUGCUGGACACCACCUCACCAAACAACACCAACUCCUCCUCAAACUUCUGCUUUGAGAACUACUCCAAAAAACAGUGGAAGUCCGAGUUGUCCAAAGUGGUGGUGUUCAUCGAGACUGUGGGGUUCAUCCUGCCACUUCUGAUCAAUGUUUUCUGCUCGAUUAUGGUGCUAUGGACGCUGAGAAGACCCCAAACCAUCAGCCGUGGGGGGAGCCUCAAAAAGGCAAAGGUGUUACGGAUGAUCAUCGUGCAUCUCCUCAUCUUCUGUUUCUGCUUCAUUCCAUACAAUGUCAAUCUCAUCUUCUACGCCAUGGUUCGCUCUAACGUCCUACGGGGAUGUCAUAUAGAGGAUGUGGUCAGGACGAUCUACCCCAUCGCUCUCUGCAUAGCGGUUACCAACUGCUGCUUUGAUCCAGUCAUCUACUACUUCACCUCAGAGACGAUUCAGAGCUCCAUCAAACGAAAGACUACGGUGUGGUACAACGGCGCCAAACUAUUUGACAGACUACAGGGAGACAGCUCGCAAAGCAGCCCCAAUGUAUCAAAAAAGAACCUCAUGCUGAGGUCGCAGAAACUUAGAAUGAAUGAGUCAACAAUCUGAUGACGACCCUAUUGUGUGGCCCGAUAAAUAAUUCAAAGUGAGCUUCUCCGGAAACUUGUUUGAAUGAAAAGAGAGUUGAAAGCAGUUGUUUAGAUAUGCAAACAACGUGGUUACUAAGGAGCAACUCCCAAAUACUGGACGCCACUGAGACUUUGGGCUGAGACUGAAGACGGAGGAAAUAAGUGUGUAGCAACAUAAACACCUUUAUCAAGUUAUAAAACUCUUCACUCAGUGGAGAUAUGGAUAUAUAAUGUUCGUUAGCAAAAUCACGUUAUGCUAUAGAUGUUUUUCAGCUUUUGCACAGAGGACUUUGUAAUUAGAGCAAACACUCCCUCGGCAACUGUGAACCAGUAUUACAGCUUGUUUUUUUGUUUCAAUGUGCAGUAGUUUACUGUCCAGGACUUUCGUAAAAUGAAUAAAAUGAUAGAUUCUUUUAAGGUCUGAGUAUUCAAUUCACGUUAAGUCUGAGUGAAUGGAGCGUUGGGGAUUAUCUGGCACCAACACAGCCGUUGUGGCCCGGCCUUUUCCACUGAAGGCACUUUAGUCCUUUAUUUAAACUGAUUAGUCAUACAAGAACCAACACUAUAGAUGCAAGCACUGUCUUUGUGUGUUGCCAGGCUGCAUCUAAAUGCAUUGCUGUCAGGGGGUUUAAAAAAACUAAAUAAAUGGACCUCACAAUGCAAAUUGAAAGCGGUGACACUUUAAUGCAUGUGGAAUAUUCUAUCCUUCCAAUAAAAGUUUUGCACUGCAAGACCGAGCAUUCCUGCAUUCCUGUUGCAAGGUUGAGCCCAGAGGGCUGUGCUGACAAGGCCAGACUCAUCGCUGCCACUAACAGAGAAACCACUGGAGGCGAGCGAGAACAUGCCUCUCGAGAGGGAGAAAACUUUCACAAACCCAGAGUAGAGGUGAACGGUGCAGACAUCACCGAUGUAUGGGGUAUUCAUCUAUUAUGGGGCUGUAGUGGGUCAGGGCUCAGUGGGGGGGAGUGUUACUUCUCCAGUCCCCCCCAACAUGAUGUGUGUGAGGACCCCCCAGCAAUGCCUCACUGGGAUACGGUUUUAGAAACUCAGCCCUGGUGUAUCUAGAGAGCACAUACACGUGUGAUUGUGAAACAGGGUAAUGAGAAACAAACUUUUAAGUGCUUUAUAAAACCUAGAAAAAGAUUUUUUUAAAAAAGGUGCUAAUGAAUUCCAUCCUAAUAACAGCUAACUUUUAAGGUUUAAACUGAGAAAACUGAGAGAGAAUGGAGAUGAAAUGCUACUACAUGUUUACAAAUGCCAUAAAAACUUGACUGACUGAAAAUAAAAAGUUGUAUCAAUAGAAAAGCUUAUAGAAUUAGAUUAUUAGCACACUGACUGCUAAAUGUGUUUAAAGUAAAGUUAUAUUGUGGAAAGAGAAAAUACAUGAUGGGGUUUUUCCGGCGCUCAGAUCUACGCAGUCACCAGAGAGCGCCCAUCCCAACGCUGCCUGACUUACAAAACAACUGUUUUAUGAUUACAGCCCUUUCUGUUGGUGGGAGUUACUGCUGUUGGAAAUGUGGUUAAUAAUCAACCUCAAUCAUUUGUAUGAGUUUUGGUCUUUUGUUGUAAAUAUGACUUGGCCAUAAAGAUAAUAAAAUAACCUUGACCUAAUUGCAGGACUGAUCAGAUCACUGCCCGACAACUUUCGGUCAGAGAUAACGUGCCAAACAUCAGAGCUUAAGAUUUAUUUCUAGGAAACAAUAAACAACAACGGUGU